Molecule: messenger RNA, 1518 nt
Organism: Sitodiplosis mosellana (orange wheat blossom midge)
Lineage: Eukaryota; Metazoa; Arthropoda; Insecta; Diptera; Cecidomyiidae
Exons: 1
Coding region: 1-1518 (505 amino acids)
Molecular function (GO): protein binding
Source: RefSeq, a predicted model, not a curated record
AUGGACAACUUAUGGAAGAAGGAGACAGCGCGAGCUGAAUACGUCGAUAUUUUUGCAUCUGUACAAAGAUCACCACUAGAUGGUAUGUUGAUUGAAUUACUUAAAAUGCAACGAACUCGGAAAAGCAAUCAACAAUCGACCGAAUGGCGCUCAAAAGGGAAUGAACUUUUUGGUCAAGGAAAUUGGAUCGAAGCAACGAAUUGCUACAAUAAAAGCUUGUGUUAUGCCGAAGUUGGCUCUGAAAACGUUGCGCUAGCAUAUUCAAACAGGUCGGCAUGUCUCUUCCAUGCGUUGAUAUUGGAUGAAGUUUUGGUUGAUAUUGAACUCGCUAAAAACGCGAAUCUACCUGAUCGGCUGAUACCGAAGCUGGAGCAACGUAAAAAGGAUACAUUGAAUCUGAUGUCAAUGGGUGAGCGUAAAGAGGAAUUCAAACCGAAACUAAGUUACAAAGCUGACAAGAAUUUCCCGUGCAUGGCAAAUGUCGUGGCGAUAAAAUACAACGAGGAAUUCGGUCGUCAUUUGGUUGCGAAGUGUGACAUUCCAGUUGGAAAAACUGUUUUGAUGGAAAAGGAUUUUCUUCGAUUCAGGGAUAAGCCGUCGGUGUGUUAUUCAUGUUCACAACCAUGCAUGAAUUGUAUGGCAUGCCCGAGCUGCGCUGAUGUGAUGUUCUGCAGCGUUGAUUGCAUGAAUAACGAUCAGAUUCACAAAUUGGAGUGCAGUACAUUUUUUCCAAACCGACCACUUCCAGAUAGAUUCUUGAUCAAAACAAUUCUGUUCGCCAUCACCAGUUUUCCCGACGUGAACAGUCUGAUGCAAUUUGUUGAAGAUGCUUUGCUCGGAAAACCCGAAACAUUACCGACAUCAUUGAACGAUCCCAAGUCAAAGUACCAUUUCUUUUUCAAACUUGCAACAUCAGCACCAUACAUAUUUGGCCCGUCGGAGGCUUAUAAAGUUUACGAAGUCAUGAUGAAUUUGCCAAAAGUCACCAUUCUGUUCGAUAGUGAUCGAAAAAAGCGUUUCCUCAUGCAUUUGGUUAUGCAUCACGUUCUUAUUCACAACACCAAUUCAUUUGGAUCUGAAGCAUCUACGUAUGUGGCCAACGUUACUUCUCUCAUAAAUCAUUCAUGUGCUCCCAAUAUUAUAAGUUGUUUUUUAAGAGGUAAUGUAAUCGGUGUGACAGGAAGACCAAUCAGAAAAGGUGAACAGCUUUUCAUCAAUUACUCAAAGGAACUCGAUGAAAUGCCGUCGAAUGAACGAAAAGCAGAAUUGAAAUCUCGACGGGGAUUCGAUUGCAAAUGCGAAAAAUGCGAGCCAACACGUGCUUCAAUCGAUCCAAAACUGGUUACAUCGGAUCCAUGUUACAAGUACGUAGUCAAAAAUCAAGACAACGUUCAAGAAACUGCCAUGAUUCGGAAGAAGUGCGUUGAAUUUCUAAACAAACACGGACGGUCCCCAUGGUCACUGGAAAUUGAAAUGGUUUUCAAUGUAUACGCAAAUAUUUUGGGAAAUAUUUUGUAA